GCUACAUGGCAAAGGAAAUUAGUUCUAUGCGUUUGCUUUUAGAUAAUCCAGGAAUUCAAAUCCUCUUUGAUCUCUCCCUGAAAAUCGUAAAAUGUUUAACUGGUAUUCAGCUACCUACACUAUAUAACUUUGAGAAAAUAAAACAUCUAUUACAACACAGCUAUUUUGGAACCAUGAAGCAUCUUCGAGUGCUGCUUGUCCUUGGCACGAGCAUUGUGUUCUUGGCAUCAUUAGGUGCAACUGCUGCUAUUCCAGAGAAAGCUGCAAUCCGAGAGAAGCGAGCUAUGCCAAACUGGAGCAUGUCGGCCUCUGAUUUUUAUGGCUGGGUAGAAGAACUGCGCAAACUGGGCGCUUACGAUAAAACUGAGGAUAUGGCCAGAAUUUACUGGGCUCAUUUUCCUAUUGCCUCUCAACUUGGUUAUGAUGUUACCGAUUAUGAUGACUAAGCGCUAAACAGAACAAAAUCAAAGAUCUGAAAUAGAAAUGAUUACUGUUCUUUAUUGACAUCUUGUAUUUUAUUACUGUGCAACUUGCAAAGCUUACAUAUUUUAUCACCUGCCUCUAAUUAAAUUUUAUAUUCUUUUGUUGUUUUUUUUUCAGUUUAAUUGCUUUCUAAACUUUUCUAAUGUGUUUUGUCUUCAAAACAUUUUAAAGCAAAAUACAAAAUGCUUCAGAAUUGAGUUUUGAUGAAAUGUUACAAUAAAAUUUUUUCCCAAAAA
Molecule: messenger RNA, 719 nt
Organism: Bombina bombina (fire-bellied toad)
Lineage: Eukaryota; Metazoa; Chordata; Amphibia; Anura; Bombinatoridae
Product: otospiralin-like
Exons: 3
Coding region: 6-446 (146 amino acids)
Biological process (GO): sensory perception of sound
Source: RefSeq, a predicted model, not a curated record